This is a messenger RNA of Planococcus citri (citrus mealybug), 2189 nucleotides long. RefSeq lists its product as uncharacterized. Lineage: Eukaryota; Metazoa; Arthropoda; Insecta; Hemiptera; Pseudococcidae. The record is from RefSeq and is a predicted model, not a curated record. The transcript has 8 exons. The coding region runs from base 99 to 1760 and encodes 553 amino acids.
CCUCACAAGUGAUAACACAAAUAAAUCUUGGGAUAUUUUCGUCUCAGAAAUAAAACCACAUUUAUCCGAGACGAACAUAUAAAUUAACAAAUUCAAAAAUGCGUUUAAUUUUCAUUUUCGGCGUUUUCAUUCUGCUUUAUUGCAAUGUGUGUUCCUCGAAAAAAACUGUUGUUGUUUUUAUACUUGAUAAAAGCAAUUGGACCCCAUACGAUAUGGAUUGUCUAAAAACAAGAAUACGAAAUCUGCGUUCCAGAUGUACUCAAAAUGGCUUUUUUUAUCGGCACAGGACAAUGUCUCCCUACGCUGGAUUUCCCUUCUAUGGAUCUCGCAUCGACAAUAUCUCGAGUUCCACAACUUCCAAAAACUAUUUCAGCACCGAAUACGCGUCAACGUUGAGAAAUCUUCUGAGAGAAUUACAACGUGUUCCAUCGUAUUCUGUAAUCUAUGUCAUCACAAAUGAGACCACGCCCAGCGAUAAAACUCGGAUUGACUAUAUUUUGGAAAAAAUACAAUACAAAAGAACACAGGUCAACUUUCUCAUCGAAACACAGCUGCCUUCCUACGAUCACGGAACCGACCCCCUCAAAAAGUAUGCAUUGAUUACGUCUAUCAGCAACGGGUACAUAAUGGGUCCAAAGUCAUUUAUAUUCAAUGAGUCCCACUUCACAGAUUCCAUGUAUCUGAGGUUAACUUCUCUUCCUCUGGAAGUAACCUUCCCAGCAGUCGUACGCAAAGAUAACAAAACAUAUUGCGCAGACAUGGAUUUAUUAGCAGAUAAAGACAGGAUUAAAAAAAGUUUGGAUUUAGGCUUGCACGGAACAAAUGCAGAUAUGCCUAGAACGAGCCUAAUCAAAUGGAAAAUGGCAGUGACGCCUUUGACACAUACUAUCAAGAAUUGCGACAACGUUUUCUACAAAAAAAUCGAUCCUCGUACAUUGGAGUUUUCUGAAAGGAUUGUCACAGGUUUUACCAGAAAAUAUUUCGACUACGAUUAUGGGUUUUCUACCGAAGAUAUUCGUUAUUUAAAUGAGACCUAUACACGACCAAUACACGUAAAUUUAUCAGGGAAACCAAACAAACUUUAUGUAUCCUUCGUUGACAAAAACGUCGAAUAUAAAUUUCAUCAUUUCGAGAUACUGUUUGUGAACGGGAGUUCUUACGGAGAAAAGAUCCUUCUGCAGCCGAAACCAGAAACGAAUUUAUACUCUGGAUCAUUUUUACCGCCAAAUGGAUAUUUUUACAUACAAGUAACGAUUAAUGCGACAGACAGAGUAGUCAAUCGAUUAUCAUCUACUGCGAUGAGCGCUGCGAAAGGAUUCGGAGAAGAACAUCUUAAUCCAAUUUUCGAAUACAAACCAACAUUCAAAAGCCAGGAAGUAUUGCCUACCACGUCUAAACCACCAACUUCGAAUGAAAUUAACAUCUCCGGUGAAUUGCCUGUGUUUAAACGACCAACUUCGAAAGAUAACACCUCCGGUGAUAACUUUGAAAAAAUCGUGUUUUACGCUGGUGUUGUCUUGCUCGGAUUGGGCUUAUGUUGUGUUAUAUUUAUACUACUUAAAUAUCGCAAGCCCGAUAAAAAAACACAGAAACGAUCAGAUCUCGAAAAAGCUCAUCAUCGAGCGGAGCCAGACGAACUUGAACACCUAGUUGAGCACCAGCAACUUGAAUUGAAGCCUAUGACUUAUCUGCCCCCCACCACCAUAAAAAUGAGAAAUUCCCACAUCAAACAGAAAACUAAAUGUCGAGGUAUCAUCUGAUGUUUCCACAACUCUGACUAAAACAUGAUGGCUUUUAGGAGGUACCUAGCUAGUAGCUACCUACUUCGAAGUCUACACAGCAAUUUGAAAUUAUUACAAAAAUUCAACUAUGGAAACUCGCUGGUAGGGUAAUUGGCUCAAAAAUAAAGGAAACAAAAAUUUAGAGCAUGAAAUCCCUGAUCAAUACACUGUACCUAACUAUACCUAUUCGAUUUUUUCUCAGAGAUUUUGAUUUUACGAUAUUUAAAGUGGAUAAAAAUUAAGAAACUCAAUUUCAUCGAACCGUUCGUUAUUAUGGAACCUAGAUACAGGUUUUCCAGGACAAGUAGGUACAAAAAUAUUGAUUUUAGUUUUCAUAUUUUCAAGUAUUUUAUGAAUUCGAUCGUUUAUAUUAUUAUUAUAACAUAAAUAAAUUUGCAGAAUAUACGA